Brachypodium distachyon (stiff brome) is the source of this 2518-nucleotide messenger RNA. RefSeq names its product protein S-acyltransferase 24. Lineage: Eukaryota; Viridiplantae; Streptophyta; Magnoliopsida; Poales; Poaceae. Gene Ontology annotation, biological process: protein palmitoylation. Gene Ontology annotation, molecular function: protein binding; palmitoyltransferase activity. Gene Ontology annotation, cellular component: Golgi membrane. Bases 166 to 2064 code for a protein of 632 amino acids. The transcript has 13 exons. The record is from RefSeq and is a predicted model, not a curated record.
CGGCUGCGUCCGUCUUCUUCCUCCGGCCAAACAGAACGAAAGGAAACACCUAAAAUACCCAGUCAAAACGCCCUGCCCUCGCGACAAGGUCCCCCUGGCCAGCCCACCACCACGGCCUCCACCCCGUCCCCCCUCCCGACCCAAUCCCGAGAGCCCGAUCCCCUCAUGGCGUCGGAGAUCGAGGUUCUCGAGGACACAACCGCCGCCGCCGCCACCACCACCACCGCGGGCGCCGUGGUGGCCGUCGCCAGGGACGCCGAGCCGGCGGAGGAGCCGCUCAAGGACGAUGUGUACACGGGCGCCGCGUACGGGGACCUCGAGAAGCUGCACCGCCUCGUCGAGCAGGAGGGCCGGUCGGUGACGGAGCCCGACGGCCUCGGCUACCACGCGCUCCAGUGGGCCGCCCUCAACAACCGCGUCGCCGCCGCCCAGUACAUCCUCGAGCACGGAGCAGAUGUAAAUGCUAUAGACCAUACAGGGCAGACAGCGCUUCACUGGAGUGCAGUGCGUGGUCAUAUUCAAGUUGCAGAACUACUUCUGAAAGAAGGAGCUAAGGUGGAUGCUGCUGAUCUAUAUGGAUAUCAGACCACGCAUGUUGCAGCACAGUAUGGUCAGACAGCAUUUCUUUAUCACAUCAUUGCAAAAUGGAAUGCUGAUCCUGAUGUCCCUGACAAUGAUGGAAGAAGCCCUCUUCACUGGGCUGCUUAUAAGGGAUAUGCAGAUUCCAUACGUCUCCUUUUGUUUUUGGGCACUUAUAGGGUGCGGCAAGAUAAAGAAGGUUGUACUCCUUUACAUUGGGCUGCUAUUCGAGGGAAUUUGGAAUCAUGCACUGUCCUAGUUCAGGUUGGUAAAAAGGAGGACCUCAUGGUGCAAGACAAUACUGGCUUAACUCCGGCCCAACUUGCUGCUGAUAAGAAUCAUCGGCAAGUUGCAUUUUUCCUCGGUAAUGCCAGAAGAGUGCAUGAAAGAGGAUGUGGUGCGAACAGUUAUUUUGGGAAAAUAUCAAAAUUAGGACUCGCUCCUCUUCUUUGGUGUAUUAUUAUAGGCUUAAUUGUUGUAUAUAUACAUUCAGUUAUCUCAGGACAAUACACUACAAAUAUGACAUUGUUAUUUGGCUUGUUUUCAUGGUUGGGAAUUUUCCUUGCAACUGCUGGACUGGUUAUGUUUUAUAGAUGCAGCAGAAAAGACCCUGGCUACAUCGAUAAGAAUAUCAGAGACUCACAAAAUCAAAGAGAUGAUGAACCUUUGUUGAAGAGGGGUCUAGACAAUCCUGAACUUCUAGCUGGCAAUUGGUCUCAACUGUGUAUAACUUGCAAAAUUGUCAGGCCCAUACGCUCAAAACACUGCUCUACAUGUGAUCGUUGUGUUGAGCAAUUCGAUCAUCACUGCCCUUGGGUAUCAAAUUGCAUUGGAAAGAAGAACAAAUGGGAAUUCUUCAUGUUUCUUAUCCUAGAAGUUUCUGCGAUGAUCAUUGCUGGUGUAACAGCCAUCAUAAGAAUCGUAGCAGACCCAGCUUCUCCAGCAUCCUUUGGUGGAUGGCUUAACUAUGCAGCUACAAAUCAUCCUUGGGUGGUGUCUUUUGUUAUAAUGGAUUUUUUACUUUUCUUCGGCGUUAUAACUCUUACAGUAGUUCAAGCAUCACAGAUAUCCGGGAAUAUAACAACAAAUGAGAUGGCAAAUGCUAUGAGAUACAGUUAUCUCAGAGGCCCAGGUGGCCGUUUCAGAAACCCAUUUGACCACGGGGUGCGUAAGAACUGUUCUGACUUCUUCCUGAAGGGGUACAAUGAGGAUAUUGAGAAGGUACAGCAGACGUUGCAUCCUGAUGAGGAAAUGGCAACAAUUCAAAUGACAAGAAGUGCAGUCUCACAGAAUGAUGAGAGCAUGCCACUUCAUGCUAAUUGCACGGACCACAGUUGCGCUGAUUCGCAGGCCAACACAAAGUCUCAUCGCCAAGUUAGUUGCAAUCACAGCAAGAAGACUGACAAGACCCCUUUGGGUCUAGGGUUGGGCCUUGGACGUAACAAUCCCUCUAGCCGUUAUGCCCGGAGUCUUCUUCCCUUGUGAUUCAUUUGGAGAAUGGUCUCUUCUUCCCUUGUGAUUCAUUCGGAGAAGGCAAGUGUGUUCUUGUUUUAGUUGUGUGUGUUCCUUCCACGACCACACGUUUUUUGAGUUGCUAUCUCUUCAUCUGUGAUUCAUUGGUUUGGGCUGGCUGCAUUGAUAUCGUGAUGAACCUAGAUGGCUAGAUGCAGAGUCACAGGUUCGCCGAGCAAGGAAAGGAGCACAAAGGAGAUUGAAGUUGUAUGAGAGCUCCAAAACAAGAGAAACGUUAUGAAGGCAUAAGAAUUUUGUGUGUGCAAAAAAAGGCACCAGUGUACAAUAUCUUCGAUUUUGAUAUUUUUGUAUGUACAUGAGGGUUGCUAAUUAAGAAUUUCAGAUGCUGUCUUAUUUUGGAAAAUACAGUUGUACAUUUGAAGAACUGAGAUAUAAAGUUAGGCAAUGCUAGCACAUGAUUUCCUCA